Messenger RNA from Entrophospora sp. SA101, 1989 nucleotides. Lineage: Eukaryota; Fungi; Glomeromycota; Glomeromycetes; Entrophosporales; Entrophosporaceae. The record is from the annotation of a GenBank genome assembly.
AUGACUGAGAAUGAAUAUGACAUUUACGUUUGUACACCACUGAUACGUUUUGCAUUUUUAGGAAAAAAUGACAUACGUAUUUCUAGUGGUGAAGUUUCGUCAAAAUCAUAUGAAAGUCUUAAAAAACUUGCCCAGUUACAAACUAGAUCUGGACCAAGACUUGAUGCCAAAGCAUUUAUUUUAUCAACUGGAGUAGAAGUAUUGGUUCAAGAAAAUGCAAAAAAUGAUAUUUAUAGUAAACGGACAAAUGACUUGUCAAAAUUGGAAUACUGCACCAAAAUCUUACUGUCAAGUGCUUUUCUGGCCUUACCUCCUGCAGCUCAAUCUGAAAUAUAUAAGUUUGAAACUUACACAAUUCAAACCAAUGAACUUACGUUAAAAUUGGGUGUAUCAUCAUAUAUGUUUGAAGAAGUGAUAUGUAUGCUUGAAUUAACUGAAAUAACCAUUCCACAAACCAUAGAAGCAUUUCCAAAAUGCAUAGAAGCUAUAUACAAGGUGCUUUCAUGGAAAUCUCGUUCACGAAGAAAUACCAAUAUUUAUCAUGAAUUGUUAAGUAAGGCUUCAAGCGAUUUAAAAAAAAAGAAAUUUUUUCCAUCACCAAGGUUAUUAAAUCCUAAUUACAUCCAUGGAAAGUCAAAAGAUGGUAAAAAAAUAUUAGAAAGACUUUGGCAGGUCGAAUUAUAUUGUGCAUUAAAAGAACAUUUGUAUGAAAAAGCAAAUAUUUCAUUAGAAGUAGGAAGAAUGUAUUGUGAUGAUGGAAUAAUUGACCUUUAUAUUCCAAAGUAUGGGUGGGGGAUCGAGUUGCUUAUUGAUGGAGUGGGGAUGAAGGAACACUAUAGCAGAUUCAAAGAAGAUGGCAAGUACUCUCUAAUACCAAUGAAAGAUUAUAUCAUCUUAGAUAUAAGACAAACAGUGAUGGCAAAAAAACUUUAUCCUAAAACAUGGAAGGUCAAUAAAGGAAACGAUGAAAAUAAAGAAAAUGAAUCAAUGAUAAUGAAGAAGGACCGGGAGGAAUUCAAAAGAGAAUUCAAAGCCAUGAAAGAUGAAGAGAAAUGGGUACUUUCAACAGGGAAAGUUGUAGAGGACCGAUUAUAUGCUUUUGACCCAGAAGAUAUUAUUUAUUUAAAAAAUUCAAUAUUUACGAAAGAAGAAUUGACAGAAAUAAUCUUAGAAUAUUUGAAUAGUUUUCGUACUAAUAACACAAAAGAUCUGAGAAAGAAUAUUUUUAAAAAGGAAUUGUGGGAUGACUCCUAUGACAUAAAAAAAUAUAUAGAUGUGGAUUGGGUCCGAAAUAGUGUUUAUAAUCUGCUCCUUGAAUAUGAGAAUAAUUCAUUGGAUAAACAUCACUUGGAAAUGUGGUAUAAUCUACAUGUCUGGAGUAUGAUGGAUAAAGCAUUUGAAAAUCUUGAAAAUGUGGAGGCUGUCAGGGUUGUCCCUGCAACCUCUUCUUUAAAAAGAAAGAUCCUAGGUAGUAGGUGUGAUCUGAUAGUUAGGAGGGGGUUCCUAGAAUUCGUGUGUUCAGAAGUAGAAAAAUUCUAUGAAGGCCCAAAAGGGACUAAAUUAUUAAAGGAAAGUUCGUUGAAAAUCCCCAAAGUUUUAAAAGACAUGUUGUAUGAUUUACACCAACAUGUGAACUUUGAUGAAGAUUCUUUAAGAAAAAUGGAAACUAUAGGAUUUGCACAUGCUGGGUUGAAAGUAAUCAUGUUAAGGUUGGACUCCCCAACUGGAUAUGUUUGUAGGGUAUUAAGAACAAAUAUGUUUGAAAUUCCUUCAAACAUUAAAGAAUUUGGUUCAAAAGCUUUAAACGUGUUAGUUAUGGCUUUAAAAGCAAAAUUAAUUGUACAAAAAAACAUAGAGCUUCUUGAACAUCAGGGCUCAAAAGAAGCUGAGAAGCAACUUCUAGACUUACAAGAAUGUUGUAAAACAACAACUAGCACAACAAAUUUGUUCUUUAAAUUACCUCUCACAUUAAGUAAAAAUUAUCCAUGA